Molecule: messenger RNA, 1608 nt
Organism: Cyphellophora europaea CBS 101466
Lineage: Eukaryota; Fungi; Ascomycota; Eurotiomycetes; Chaetothyriales; Cyphellophoraceae
Exons: 3
Coding region: 1-1608 (535 amino acids)
Source: RefSeq, a predicted model, not a curated record
AUGCAGCACAAAUUCAAGUCCGACCCUUUUGGAGACUUCGUCCACCAAGCGGACAUACCUCGUUUUGAAAUCGGCUCCGAUCAGGACCUUGAACACGAGCUCUGUGACUACGGUUCAAGCACAUAUCGCCUUACUCGACGGAGCGGCCGCACUGGAUCGAUGAAAGGCUCAAUUCCAUACUUUAAGACGAUUGCAUUUGUCACCGAGGAUCAUCUGCCGCAUUACCUCUUCAGGGUAACGCACUCAAGUUCUGCCGGCACAAACAACGAAGGGCUGUACCAAUCUGGCACUGUGGCUUCAGGCCUGGGAAAGUCCAACUUCUUCACUUCCACCCAUGACAAUAAGUUCAUCCGAGAAACACUGAGAGACCAUCUCAAUAACAAGAAGACAUCCAGCCACUGGAUAUCGUUCACUGAUUCGUUGCCGUCAGCCAUCGCGCGUGCACUCAAGUUCAAACAGAAAGGCUAUCCGGUAAGGCCUCCGACAGUCAAGUCGAGCGACAUCCGCUUCCACAUCGUCGAUACCUUCAAGAUUCGUAAGGAAGCACUCAUCGUUCAUGGCUUCGCUAUGGCGCGUGGCUACAAAGUAUUCGACAGGGCGAAGUCUAUUCUUAAACGCAUGGUGCUUGGCUCGCUCCGAGGAAAGUUCCUGGUGUGGAACGAGCUGGAUGUAGAAGCGUCCAGCGUCAGCCUCGAGUCUCUGCUGCGGCUAAGCCGUGGGGGUAAUCACCUCAACACCACAGGUAUCCUCGAACUGAUGCCGUUUCUGCAAAAAGCCCCCGGCAACACUCUCAAGAAGAAAAACAAGCCCGAUCCGGAAACUGGCCGGGAGUUUGAGGUCAAGAGACAAUUCAGGGCGGCCUGGCAGCUGACGAAGCAGCUAUAUGGAAUUGAGAUGGUCAUCGAAUUUCGAAAGCAGCUGUAUCGGCCUAUGGCUCCCAAGAAGACCAGGGAGCAGGACCGAGCUGGUCGCAUGAGAAGAAAGAUAUGGUUUGUUGAGCGCGAAACAGCUGAUCAGCGAUGCGAACUGGAACCUGGCAAGCUUGUUGCAUUCCAGAACCUGGUCGCUGGAUUCAAGCCUGAGUUCCAGGAGCUAUGGGCUGCUACUACGAAUACGGAUAGCAAACUCCUGGUCGACAUCGCCACCUUCGAGAAGCUCUAUGCCAAGUGUGUCAAGAAGCUCGUAGGCGAGUACGCGGUAUAUGAAGGCGGGUUGGCCAAUGCCGGUCGCGCAAUCAUCCGACUGGAUUCCAAGCAGGACACUACCUUGGAUGUCCCUGGCGAACCGUCCCUUCUACAGAUCCGCGAGGACGCCCCACUCUUCGAGCAGCUCGAACGUGAGCAACAAGAGCUUGAAGCUUAUGCUCAGCGUUACAAGGGCUCGCAACUGGAGACCGGUCGAAGUGCAGACGCGUCCAGACCCGUAGAUCCAGAAGACAACGCUGAGAGACUGCUGGAAGUGCACAAUACACUCUACGGAGGACGUCGCAAGCGCAAGAACUCCGAGAACGGUACAGAUGGUGAGCACAGGGGCUCAAGUCUAGCAGAGGACACCAACAAGCGGAAGAGACUGCGGAACAGCCAUGCUACAUAUGUGAUGGGGUCAUGA